Molecule: messenger RNA, 1668 nt
Organism: Tupaia belangeri chinensis (Chinese tree shrew)
Lineage: Eukaryota; Metazoa; Chordata; Mammalia; Scandentia; Tupaiidae
Gene: TMPRSS3
Product: transmembrane serine protease 3
Exons: 12
Coding region: 64-1425 (453 amino acids)
Biological process (GO): proteolysis
Cellular component (GO): membrane
Molecular function (GO): serine-type endopeptidase activity; protein binding
Source: RefSeq, a predicted model, not a curated record
UUCUUGGCAAAGGAGGUGGAGGUGGAGGUGGAGCCGAAUCUCAGAGGCCCUGAAAUAGUCACCAUGGGGGAAAAUGACCCACCUGCAGCUGAAGCCCCCUUCUCCUUCCGAUCACUUUUCGGCCUUGACGAUUUGAAAAUAAGUCCUGUUGUACCAGAUGCAGACGCAGUUGCUGCACAGAUCCUCUCCCUGCUGCCACUGAAGUUUUUCCCAAUCAUCGUUAUUGGGGUCAUUGCCUUGAUACUAGCACUGGCCAUUGGUCUGGGCGUCCACUUCGACUGCUCUGGGAAGUACAGGUGCCGCUCGUCCUUUAAGUGCAUUGAACUGACGGCUCGUUGCGAUGGGGUCUUCGACUGUAAAGAUGGGGAAGAUGAGUACCGAUGUGUUCGGGUGAGUGGCCAGAAUGCUGUGCUCCAGGUGUUCACAGCUGCUUCGUGGAAGACCAUGUGCUCUGAUGACUGGAAAGGCCACUACGCUAAUGUUGCCUGUGCCCAACUGGGUUUUCCAAGUUAUGUAAGUUCGGAGAACCUCAGAGUGAACUCACUGGAGGAGCAGUUCCAGGAGGACUUCGUAUCCAUCAAUCACCUCCUGCCAGAUGACAAGGUGACUGCAUUGCACCACUCAGUGUAUGUGAGGGAAGGAUGUACCUCAGGUCACGUGGUUACCUUGAAGUGCACAGCCUGCGGUCUGAGGAUGGGCUACAGCUCACGCAUCGUUGGUGGAAACACGUCCUCACUCGCACAGUGGCCCUGGCAGGUCAGCCUGCAGUUCCAAGGCUACCACCUGUGUGGGGGCUCUGUCAUCACACCCCUGUGGAUUGUCACUGCUGCACACUGUGUUUACGACCUGUACCUCCCCAAGUCAUGGACCAUCCAAGUGGGUCUAAUUUCCCUGAUGGACAGUCCAGCCCCUUCCCAUCUGGUUGAAAAAAUCAUCUACCACAGCAAGUACAAGCCAAAGAGAUUGGGCAAUGACAUUGCCCUCAUGAAGCUGGCCGGGCCGCUCACGUUCAACGAGAUGAUCCAGCCAGUCUGUCUGCCCAACUCUGAAGAGAACUUCCCUGACGGGAAAAUGUGCUGGACGUCGGGCUGGGGGGCCACAGAGGAUGGAGGUGAUGCCUCCCCUGUCCUGAACCAUGCAGCUGUCCCUUUAAUCUCCAACAAGAUCUGUAACCACAGGGAUGUCUAUGGUGGCAUCAUCUCUCCAUCCAUGCUUUGUGCGGGCUACCUGAAGGGUGGUGUGGACAGCUGCCAGGGAGACAGUGGAGGCCCCCUGGUGUGUCAAGAGAGAAGGGUGUGGAAGUUGGUGGGAGCAACCAGCUUUGGCAUUGGAUGUGCAGACGUGAACAAGCCUGGAGUCUACACCCGCAUCACCUCCUUCCUGGAUUGGAUCCAUGAGCAAAUGGAGAGGGACCUGAAAACUUGACGAGUAAGGGGAUAACUGCCAUCCUGAGCUCCUGCAGAGAUGGAGGCUGCCCCAUCCCUUCCGACUCCUGCGUGGGACUCUUGGACAUGAGCGGAUGCCUUUGGUGCUUAGCUCCCCAGCACUGGCAGCCAGGCAGGAGAAGGUGCACCCUCUGACCUUCGAUGCCUGAUGCCUCUAACAAGCCAUGUACUUAGGCUAAGAUGACCUGAAAGCUCCUUUCUGACCUUGUCUAAGAACAAAUGU